AUGAAGCUCUCCGUCUUUGCUACGAUCACCGCCUGUGUGCUGACCGAAAUUUUCGUCACUGCCGCAACCUCAGGAGGGUACCCGUGGGGGUACAAGCACAACGACCCCGAGAUGGCCAGUCCCGAGCAAUGGACUGAGCACUACCCAACUUGCGGUGGCUCACGACAAUCCCCCAUCAACGAGCACUGA
Molecule: messenger RNA, 189 nt
Organism: Phytophthora nicotianae INRA-310
Lineage: Eukaryota; Oomycota; Peronosporomycetes; Peronosporales; Peronosporaceae
Exons: 1
Coding region: 1-189 (62 amino acids)
Source: RefSeq, a predicted model, not a curated record